This is a messenger RNA of Staurois parvus, 386 nucleotides long. The record is from the annotation of a GenBank genome assembly. NCBI's taxonomy places the organism in Eukaryota, Metazoa, Chordata, Amphibia, Anura, Ranidae.
UAAAUUAAUUGGUUUACGUGAAAGUUAUAGUGUUUACAAAUGGCGGUAUAUAUACUGGAAUUAUUUUUUUUUACUAGUAAUGACAGCGAUCAGUGACUUAUAGCAGGACUAUGGCAGGCAUUCUGACACUGGGGGGAACUGACUUGGUGUCACUGACAUCCCCAGUGACACCAAUACAGUGAUCAGUGCUAAUAAAAAGCACUGACACUGUACUAAUGGCACUGGGUAGGAAGGGGUUAACAUGUGGGGUGAUCAAAGGGUUAACCGUGUGCUGUUUUACUAUGUGGGCUGUGUGCACUUUACACUGUAAGCACAUUGCUAUGCAGAGCCAUACAAAGCAGUGUGCAGGAGCUGACACGGGUCUCUACCCCAUCGGUAAUACUCAG